Molecule: messenger RNA, 438 nt
Organism: Dentiscutata erythropus
Lineage: Eukaryota; Fungi; Glomeromycota; Glomeromycetes; Diversisporales; Gigasporaceae
Source: the annotation of a GenBank genome assembly
AUGCAACAAGAGGAUUUGAAUAAAAAGCUUGAUAACGAGAUCGAAAGUCUUAUUACAAGUUUUCGCGAUAUUGUGAAAGAAUCAGGAUUUUAUGCGACUGUUCGAGUACCUAAUAGAGAUAAUGAUAGUAGGGAAGUUGAAAAAGAUGAAUAUCGAAAUGCUCUAGACGAAUAUGUUUGCGAACUACGAGCUGCAAAUAUGAUUCGAUCAUGUGAAACCCUUCUAACCUUGACACACGACUUAAAAACAACUUUAUUAUUAAACGACACGCAAACAUUAAUGCAACUACACGAAAGUAGGAAAAACGCGUUGAAUGCUAGAACCCAAAAAAUUAAACAUAAAAUUAUACAGCUUAAUGAUGCAGUUAAUGAGGCUAUCUGGGAGAUGGAAUGUGUAUUGGGCGGGAGCCAGGUACGUAAUGGCAAUGGUGCAGUAUAA